AUGAAUAAAAGGAUAUUUAGUUUAGUUUGUAUCAUCUUGUAUGUCCUUUUGGCUGUGUCAAUACAUUGCUCGGAGCAAAAAAGUGAUCAAUCUAAUACAUCUGGAUUAAGAAGUAGGGUCAUUCGUGCUAUCCAAAAAAUAAAGAGAAGCAACAAAAAAAAUGAUAUAGAACCUCAACGAGAAAACCAAUCAAAUAAUAACAAUAACAAAAAUCGUAAUCAUGAGAUAAUUGAUAGUAUUACUUAUUACAGUGAGUUCCAGCGUAAAAGGCGCAAGCCAACUACAUUUUGUUGUUUGUUUACUUGUGAAAGUAAUGAAUUAUAUGAUUAG
Plasmodium vinckei vinckei is the source of this 330-nucleotide messenger RNA. RefSeq names its product fam-c protein. Lineage: Eukaryota; Apicomplexa; Aconoidasida; Haemosporida; Plasmodiidae. The transcript is spliced from 2 exons. The record is from RefSeq and is a predicted model, not a curated record. The coding region runs from base 1 to 330 and encodes 109 amino acids.